CAUGGGACAAGCAUUAUGUCCUUGUAUGUUUACGAGAAGAUAUACAAUAAGUAAAGCUGGAAAGAGUUCAUGGUCGAAAGAAACUAGAGGAGAUGUUACAACAUCGCCGACGUCAAUGGCUUUAGGAAAGCAUACGGAUGAUAAUGCUAAUAGUAUGUCAAUUUUAGGAGAGAACUCUAGAAAUGGGCCAAUUAAGAAUAGUAAUACUAAAAAUGAAACCGGAAAAGACCCUGCUGCUCAGGCAGCCUCUUUAGAAGAUCGUCAAUAUAAUAAUAAAGCUUUCCAGAAACCAGAUAUUGAUCCAAGCAAUCCACAACAACAAGAUGCAGCGCUCAAAAUACAGACUUCGUAUAGACAAUACAACGCUAAGAAGGUUGUUGACACUAAACGACAAGAAAAAGCAGCAACGAAGAUUCAGUCUUCUUAUAGAGGCUAUCAUGAUCGUCAGGUUGUUAAAGAGCUCAGGGAGAGUAAGGCAGCGGAAAACUCUCAACGCGACGCUGAACCAGAUGUUGAACCAGUUACUGAACCAGAAGCACCAGUAGACUCAACUGACGGAGAAACAGCUAAAAUCCAGUCUGAGGAUAAAGUAGACGAAGAACAGGCUCAAGGUGAUGAGGUAGGUGGAUUUUUUAACUUUGUCCCUUUUUGGUUCCAUCCUGUUUUCACCCUACUAAUUGAUAUUUUAAUUGGAUUAAAAAAUCAUAAACGAUUAUGUGAAAAAAUUUCCUCAGCCCCUCCCCUUAAGUAA
This is a messenger RNA of Dimorphilus gyrociliatus, 751 nucleotides long. The record is from the annotation of a GenBank genome assembly. Lineage: Eukaryota; Metazoa; Annelida; Polychaeta; Dinophilidae.